GAGGCGGGGCGUAGGUGAGCGCUGCAGAGAGGCUGCGCCUUGGGCCGCCUGUCGCCUGUGCGCCUGCGCGCGGCGCCGAGGGGACGGGGUCCGACUCAGAAAUGGCGGCCUCCAUGUUCUACGGCAGGCUGGUGGCCGUGGCCAUUCUUCGGAGCCACCGGCCUCGGACGGCCCAGCGGGCCGCUGCUCAGGUUCUGGGAAGUUCUGGAUUGUUUAAUAACCAUGGACUCCAAGUACAGCAGCAACAGCAAAGGAAUCUCUCACUACAUGAAUACAUGAGUAUGGAAUUAUUGCAAGAAGCUGGUGUCUCCGUUCCCAAAGGAUAUGUGGCAAAGUCACCAGAUGAAGCUUAUGCAAUUGCCAAAAAAUUAGGUUCAAAAGAUGUUGUGAUAAAGGCACAGGUUUUAGCUGGUGGUAGAGGAAAAGGAACAUUUGAAAGUGGCCUCAAAGGAGGAGUGAAGAUAGUUUUCUCUCCAGAAGAAGCAAAAGCUGUUUCUUCACAAAUGAUUGGGAAAAAAUUGUUUACCAAGCAAACGGGAGAAAAGGGCAGAAUAUGCAAUCAAGUAUUGGUCUGUGAGCGAAAAUAUCCCAGGAGAGAAUACUACUUUGCAAUAACAAUGGAAAGGUCAUUUCAAGGUCCUGUAUUAAUAGGAAGUUCACAUGGUGGUGUCAACAUUGAAGAUGUUGCUGCUGAGACUCCUGAAGCAAUAAUUAAAGAACCUAUUGAUAUUGAAGAAGGCAUCAAAAAGGAACAAGCUCUCCAGCUUGCACAGAAGAUGGGAUUUCCACCUAAUAUUGUGGAAUCAGCAGCAGAAAACAUGGUCAAGCUUUACAGCCUUUUUCUGAAAUACGAUGCAACCAUGAUAGAAAUAAAUCCAAUGGUGGAAGAUUCAGAUGGAGCUGUAUUGUGUAUGGAUGCAAAGAUCAAUUUUGACUCUAAUUCAGCCUAUCGCCAAAAGAAAAUCUUUGAUCUACAGGACUGGACCCAGGAAGAUGAAAGGGACAAAGAUGCUGCUAAGGCAAAUCUCAACUACAUUGGCCUCGAUGGAAAUAUAGGCUGCCUAGUAAAUGGUGCUGGUUUGGCUAUGGCCACAAUGGAUAUAAUAAAACUUCAUGGAGGGACUCCAGCCAACUUCCUUGAUGUUGGUGGUGGUGCUACAGUCCAUCAAGUAACAGAAGCAUUUAAGCUUAUCACUUCAGAUAAAAAGGUACUGGCUAUUCUGGUCAACAUUUUUGGAGGAAUCAUGCGCUGUGAUGUUAUUGCACAGGGUAUAGUCAUGGCAGUAAAAGACUUGGAAAUUAAAAUACCUGUUGUGGUACGGUUACAAGGUACACGAGUCGAUGAUGCUAAGGCACUGAUAGCGGACAGUGGACUUAAAAUACUUGCUUGUGAUGACUUGGAUGAAGCUGCUAGAAUGGUUGUAAAGCUCUCUGAAAUAGUGACCUUAGCGAAGCAAGCACAUGUGGAUGUGAAAUUUCAGUUGCCAAUAUGAUCUGAAAACCCAGUGGAUGGCUGAAGGAGUUGAUUGACCACCAGUUGAGACCCUGCAGUUCAUCAGUUGAGAGUGACAAUUCCAGAGUGACCAGCUGAGCAUGUAAUAUGAAGGAAACUGGAGAAAAGCCUCAACUACUUUAUGAUUAUUCCUAUGAUUUGUUCUUAAAGCAGAGAAGCAUCUUUUUAUUUGUUUUUGAUAUCCUUGUUUGAUGAAACCAGCAUCGUUUUAGAAAAAAUAUCUUUGUUUUAGUAAAAAUGACACAUACUCAUUGAAAAAAUAAACCCCUUCAAAACUGGAAUGAUACAAGAAAGUGCAGACAAGUAAAAAUCACCUGCAGUGCCAGAACCCAGAAAUAACUAAUGUUAACAGUUUUGUAAACAAUCUUCUGGUCGUCUCUAAAUAUGAGCAUAUGUGGAUAGAUAUAAAUACACUUUUAUAUAAAUAGGAUCAUAUACAUAAUGUUCUAUAAUCUGCAUUUCUUCAGUCCAUGGCAUCAAAUAUAGGACUACAUAAUUUUUAAUAGCUGCACAUACAAGAGAAUGUGUAUAUCAUGGUUUAUUUAACCUAGCCUUGCAAUUAUUGACAUUUGGUUUAUAUGUCUUUAACAUUAUAAAUAACAGGUGAACACUGGUGCAUAUGUCUUUCAGCACAUGGGUAAUUUCUCCUUAGGGUAAAAACCUGUAAGUGGAAUAGCUGUGUAAAAGCAUGAACCGCUUUCCAGAAAGUCUUUUUUGGUUACUCUUCCAUUCAUAAUGCACAAUAAUAUUUCCAUACUUGAUAACAUUGUAUUGCUAAUUCCAAUGGGCAAAAACCGUGCCCUGUUUAAUGUUGAUUGAGCUUUCAUCUGUUGACUGGGCAUUUGUGGAAGUGUAUGUGUGUGUGUGUUUGUGUGUGUCAGCGUAUGACUUCCUUUUCAUGUUCUUUUUUUUUUUUUUUUUGAGACGGUGUCUCGCUCUGUCACCCAGGCUGGAGUGCAGUGGCACGAUCUCAGCUCACUGCAAGCUCCGCCUCCCGGGUUCACGCCAUUCUCCUGCCUCAGCCUCCUGAGUAGCUGGGACUACAGACACCCGCCACCAUGCCCGGCUAAUUUUUUGUAUUUUUAGUAGAGACAGGGUUUCACCGUGUUAGCCAGGAUGGUCUCGAUCACCUGACCUUGUGAUCCGCCUGCCUCAGCCUCCCAAAGUGCUGGGAUUACAGGCGUGAGCCACCGCGCCCAGCCCUUUUCAUGUUCUUUGACUAUUUUUCUAUUGACUGUUCAUUCUUCCUAGUAUUAAUAACUUUUUGUAUAUUUGAGAUUAACCAUUUUUGCCUAUUACGUAUUUUAUAUAUAUAUGUCAUAUGUCAUUUUAAAUAUAAUGAAAUGUAUUAGUCUUUGUGGUUUCUAGUUUUCAUGAUAUGUUUUGAAAGGCUUAAUUGUUUUGUUAUAAAGUCUGAACUUGAGUUAUGAAUGCAAAUUUCCCCUCUCAAAUGCCUAAUCUGUUUCCCAAACACCAUUUACUUAUCCCUUAAGGGAUUUACUUUUCCCUAUUUGAUCUAUUUCCCACCAAUUUUAAAAUGUCAUCUUUAUCAUAUACUAACUUCCUGAAUGUUCUUGCGUGUAUAUGAAACUGGCACAUACAGGGAGACUCUUUAUUUAACUUUUACUUAAAGUAGGAGGUAGGAAAGAGAUCUGUUGAAACCAUGACAGAGAGUGUUGCAGCACCUGUCAAAGUUAUCCUUGCUUAUUUGUAGAAAAAUUGAACUUUCCAUUUUCCUAACUUUCAACUUUCAAUUGAAUGACUCUGAUUCUACUAGGAAAAAAAUAAAAGCUAUACUAUUUGAUGCCAGAUGUAUGACUGUGGGCUGAUGAGGAAGAACUGGAAACAAAUGACAGGUGAUUCACUGCUGUGUGUCUGGUGUGCCAUGACUCUCUUGAAGGGGGGCAGUGUUGAUCUGAAUCUUUUUGUCUAAUGCUUUUUCUUCCUCUGGGAGGGAUGCUGAAGAGGGGCAGCUGAAGGAGCAGUCUUAAGCAAAUUGGUCAUGGCUUUCUUAAAUAUUGUGAUUCGAUUGAUAUGGAACAUUUUUUCAGUCUGUGAGAGACUUUUCAUUAUGGGCUAACUCAUAAAAAACCGUAGAUUAAAUUUUCCCAGGCUGUUGGUUCUCUUGUGUUUGGUAUCAUACAUCAGCUUGAAACCUUUGGCCUUUGUGGAAGCUUUGUGGAGACCACUGAACAGACUUGGAGCCAUAUCUGACUCGCCUGCCAGCAUUCCUGAUGUUCAGUGCCUCUUAUUGCCCCUGUCCAUGGCAUUCUCCUCUGUGGUUAUGUGAAAGGAAAAUAAAUCACUAAGCCAAGGGAAAAAUCAAACUGGGAGCUAUGUCAGGCAAACCUGCCUCCCAUUUUUUUCCUAAAUAACAUAGCUACAUACCUCCCUCACAAUUUGCCACAGAUCCUCGUCCACAAGGAAAUUCACUGUGGACAAAGGACAGACAGAACUCAAAGUCAUCCCUCUGAGACUCACCUGAGACAAAUGCAUAUCUGAUUGCUUCCUUUGCCCUAUUGUUUAUGUAAAAAUGCAAAUUCACUGAGUCAGACUAAGUUGUGUAUUGAGUGGAAGGCUGAUCAGGACUCAAAAGAAUGCACCCUUAUGUCUUUCAUCUACUUCUAACCUGGAAGCCCCCAUGUUGAGUUGUCCCGCCUUACCUGGCCAAACCAAUGUACAUCUUACACAUGUUGAUUAAUGUCUCAUGUCUCCCUAAAAUGUAUAAAAGCAAGCUGUACCCCAGCCACCUUGGGCACAUGUCGUCAGGGCCCCCUGAGGCUGUGUCACGGGUGCCUCCUUAAUCUUGGCCAAAAAGACAAAAAAAAACUUAACUAAAUUGACUGAGACCCGUCUCAGAUACUUUGGGUUAACAGUUAGGUUCUACCCUUUGAUGCCUGUUUACUUGACUGUGUACUGAGACCAGCUGCUUCACUGAACAUUAAUACCACAACAGGCAACGAUUUUGUUUUGUGGUAGGGUACUUGGCCUAGUGCCCAUUUUGUAGAUGUGUCAUUGCUGAGAAGGCAGAACAGUAAGGGGAUUUAAAAAAUUUAUACACUGUUAUACAUUGUCACUGAAAUGCCAAAUGAUUUAGCUUUUGUUAUUGUCACUCAGCCUGCUUACUUGAGCAGGGUUUGGCAAGCCAGUAAUUUAGGGGACUUGUGAGUGAAAUACCAUGUGAAUAAAGUCCAUUGUUUCCUUAGUUAGAAAAAGGCUAAUUGACUUACAUACUGUUUCUGAGGUGAGGAAGUUCCAUUAACAAAAUGAAACCAAGCCAAAGAAUCCAGUGUUUCUCAAUUUAACCUAGUCAAAUAUCUGAUAUCUCUUUGAGAAAUGGAUACCCAGUGUCAAUAAUCCUAUGAGGUUAAUGGCAGUUAAACAAUGGUUUGCUUAAACAGUAACUGGCAAAUGCUAUAGGGCAAAGCCUAUUUGUGGUGUAGGGGGUGCUUGCAUCAGUUGAUCGGCUAUGCUGUAUUCACGUGCUUUCUGAAAUAUCUGUGGCAGGGACAAAAGUUCCUAUUUGGUGCUCACUUUGGACUUUUAUUUUUGUUUCCUUUGCAGUUGCAAAGAUCUUUUCUGUAGCCUCAGCUGAUCUAAUCCAGUGGUUCUCAGAUUUCAGUGUACAUAAAUCUUUUGGAUGCCUGUUAAGCAUACAGAUUCCUAGGCCCAUACCCAGCUAUUCUAAUUCAGCUGGCCUGGCAACAGGCAUGUUUAAUAAAUUUCUUAGGUGAUUCUAAUGCAUGUGUUCCUUUGAAAAAAAAUUGGAUUGGGUCAGGAUGUAGGAGAAAAGGAAUUGAUACCGUUUUAUGCGUGUGUUAUGUACUAGAUCUGGUUAUGGCAGGAUGCCUCAUUUCAGUGGUUCCCUUCUAAACCCCAAAUACCAUGUCCACCUGUUCGAGACAUAAUAUCCCUAUGUUUGUGAGAACCUGUGCUUAGGGAAUGAUUCCUUCGGUUUGAAGCUUCUUAUUGUCCUUUAAAAUGCAGAUAUGCAGGAGGAGAUAUCUUUUUAUGGCUUAGCACAAUGCUGCUCAAAGCGCCAGUCUCUGAAGCUAUUUGUUCUUGACUUGCAACCAGGUAAGGAUCUUUUGCCAGGAUUUAAGUCAAUUAUGUCAUGAAGCACACUAUUUAGUUCAUCUGAAAUAUAUUUUUAUCUUGGUAGCAAGGUAGCAAGACUUUCCAAUGCAGGAAGCUUCAGUGCUUUCAUUUAUAUUCUGAUGUAAGUUAUCUUAUUGCAGACUGGUAACAAACACUGUCUUCACAGACAUUUGAGCCUUAGGUAUGAAUGGAGCAGCUUUGGGUGGAGGGAUAUCUCCAUGACUGGGUGGGAAAAGGUCCAGAAAGACAACAUUGGAGUCACCAAAUACUAACUGUUCACUAGGCUUGGCUGUUAUAAAAGCUGCCAAAAUUCAUGCUUAUGGUUUGACUGGAUUUCUUUUCUCUGCUUAGUAUGCCCUUCAGUAGAAGUGCCAAAAAAAAAAAAAAAAAAAAGACAAA
Messenger RNA from Gorilla gorilla gorilla (western lowland gorilla), 6010 nucleotides. RefSeq names its product succinate-CoA ligase ADP-forming subunit beta (gene SUCLA2). Gene Ontology annotation, molecular function: metal ion binding; succinate-CoA ligase (ADP-forming) activity; ATP binding. The coding region runs from base 102 to 1493 and encodes 463 amino acids. The record is from RefSeq and is a predicted model, not a curated record. Gene Ontology annotation, cellular component: mitochondrion; succinate-CoA ligase complex. The transcript has 12 exons. Gene Ontology annotation, biological process: tricarboxylic acid cycle; succinyl-CoA metabolic process. NCBI's taxonomy places the organism in Eukaryota, Metazoa, Chordata, Mammalia, Primates, Hominidae.